Molecule: messenger RNA, 1599 nt
Organism: Aspergillus oryzae RIB40
Lineage: Eukaryota; Fungi; Ascomycota; Eurotiomycetes; Eurotiales; Aspergillaceae
Gene: sxa2
Product: putative pheromone processing carboxypeptidase (Sxa2)
Exons: 4
Coding region: 1-1599 (532 amino acids)
Biological process (GO): proteolysis
Molecular function (GO): serine-type carboxypeptidase activity
Source: RefSeq, a predicted model, not a curated record
AUGCGCUUUCAAGGCGUUGUGCCGACGGCUUUAUUGGCCAUCUCAUGCACCGACAAGGCGUGUGCUUCCAAGCAUGGACGCUCUGAUCAGCCAGUGCACGAACCCUCGGUCCUAGACAGGAGAACAUCAUUGUCUUCGGAGGAGCGUCAGCUCCGCUCACACGAUAACUUUCGAUUUCUCAAUGACGAGACGAGGCCCUACCUCGUGGAGAGCUUGCCUGAUGUGCCAUUCGACGUCGGUGAAUUGUACUCGGGAUCAGUGCCAAUCGAAAAGGGUAACAGCUCGAGAACUCUCUUCUUUGUGUUCCAGCCGACAGUGGGGGAGCCUGUGGACGAAAUUACAAUCGAGGUUAAUGGGGGCCCGGGUGCUAGCUCCCUCGAAGGGUUCCUCCAAGAAACCGGCAGAUUUGUUUGGCCACCAGGAACCUAUGCGCCAGUCAUUAAUCCGUAUUCCUGGGUAAAUCUGACUAACAUGUUGUGGGUUGAUCAGCCCGUUGGGACGGGGUUUUCUACAGGCACACCUACUGCUACCACUGAAGAGGAGACGUCCAGGGACUUUAUUAAUUUCUUUAAGAACUUUCAAGACAUCUUUGGAAUCAAGAAAUUCAAGAUUUACGUGACCGGUCAGAGCUAUGCUGGGCGUUAUGUGCCGUACAUUGCUGCGGCAAUGCUGGAUCAAAAUGACAAGGACUAUUAUGACGUCCAUGGGGCACUGGUUUACGACCCAGUCAUUGGCCAAUUUGACUAUGUGGGACAACAAGUGGCUGCUGUGCCAACUGUGCAGGAGAACGCUAACAUCUUCAACUUUAAUGCAAGCUUUAUGAAUCAACUACAAAGUCUUCACAAAUCGUGUGGUUAUCAGGACUUUAUAGACGAAUAUCUUACUUUCCCUCCAUCGGGGGUCCAGCCUCCGAAGUCUUUUGACCCUACCAGCGACGCUGAUUGUAAUAUCUAUAACAUGAUCACGGAUGCAGCUUAUCGAGUCAACCCUUGCUACAACGUGUACGCCAUCAACCAGAUGUGUCCCUUUCUGUGGGAUGUUCUUGGAGGGCCCACGAAACUGCACUACCUACCCGCCGGAGCCACGGUGUAUUUCGAUCGCGAUGAUGUCAAGAAAGCUAUGCACGCACCCAAUAUGACCUGGUCCCUGUCCUCGCUCCAGCCUGUCUUCGUUGGUGGCGACGCCGGAGUUGGGAGACUGGGUGAUUUGUCCGCCAACCCAAUCGAACGUGUUCUACCCCAAGUGAUUGAAGCCACAAACCGAGUUCUCAUCAGUCACGGAGAUUACGAUUUUAUUCUCCAGACCAAUGGAACCCUUUUGGCUAUCCAGAACAUGACUUGGAACGGACAACUAGGAUUCCAGUCUCAGCCGAGCACCCCGAUUGAGAUUGGUCUGCCGGACCUCCAGUAUGCGGAGGUGUUUGAAGAGAACGAUCUCUUCUCAUGGCGCAGCGGCCAGGGAGUAAUGGGCAUACAACACUAUGAGAGAGGAAUGAUGUGGGCGGAGACAUUCCAGAGCGGCCACAUGCAGCCUCAGUACCAGCCCCGAGUCGCCUACCGUCACAUCCAGUGGCUACUCGGGCGGAUUGAAGAAUUGUAG